AUGCCUCGUUCAGUUCCACAAUAUACCUCAUCGCCACGGGGUGAGCCGGACGAGGCUCAAAUCGACUCCCCUGCCUCCCGGACAGCUCCCCCGUCGCCAACCGCUCAUCGCCGUCGAAGCUACCUCUCCGAAGAGCACACAGGCUACCAGUCGCUGGAAUCGCAUCUCGAGAUCACCGAAGUCACCAGUCUCCUGGGCCCCCCCCGAAAACCCACAACGCCGGGUACCGCGACGCUCAUAUACGAGUAUCUCGGGGGCUUCAGGUCCGGAUUCUUUGCGGUAUCUCCUGGCUUUGUGGAUGAGGGGGAGAUUGAGGCUGAAGACGAAGACCGCCCGGCCAGUUUACCGGCAUCGACUAAAAAUGGACUCACCGCAUCAUCGUUCUUGGAUGAACGUACCUGGUACGACCAGUUUACUUCGACGGACUGGGUGCACGACAGUAUUGCCGAUGGAGCGCGUCUGCGCCAAUUGAGGCGCCGGAAGGAUCUUCGAGGCCGGUUGCUGUCGUGGUUCGACGGCGCUCAGGGGUGGAUUCUCGUGGCAUUGACUGGCUGCAUCACGGCAGCGAUUGCCUAUUUCGUGGAUGUGACGGAGGAUAGAAUAUUCGAUGCGAAGUUCGGAUUCUGCACUUCUCGUUGGUUUGCCAGUCAAAGUAGAUGCUGUGUGGGUGCGUCACCCUGUGACGCCUGGCUGCCAUGGACACGGAUCUUCAGGCCCUCUAGCCCAAAUGAUGAAGGCGUGGAUUUUGUCAUGUUUGUUUUUUGGGUGGUCGUUCUCGCGAUGAUCUCGUGUGGUCUUACCUUGCUCACAAAGACAGUGGUUCCAUCUUCUGUUUCUUUAUCCACGCUUGACGAAAACCUUGGGGCUGAGUCGCGCGGGCAGUAUACUUCUGCUGACGUUGGUUCGCCGCAGUCAAUCACAAGUCCUCAUGGAACCUUUCCUAACGCUCCUUCACGCCCGGCAAUGGUCUACUAUUCCGCUGCUGGUAGUGGCGUGGCUGAAGUAAAGGUUAUCAACAGUGGUUUUGUUCUCCACGGUUACCUUGGUUUGAAAACGCUGGUCGUCAAAACAAUUGCUCUGGUCUUUAGUGUUUCGUCUGGACUGAGUCUAGGAAAGGAGGGUCCCUACGUUCACAUUGCUACUUGUGUAGGCAAUAUUGCCUGUCGAUUGUUUGCCAAGUACAACCAGAACGAUGGCAAAAGGCGUGAAGUGCUGAGUGCUAGUGCGGCCAGUGGUGUGGCCGUUGCCUUUGGCGCGCCCAUCGGUGGUGUUCUCUUCAGUCUGGAGGAAGUCAGCUACUAUUUCCCGCCAAAGACUCUCUUCCGGACUUUCUUCUGUUGCAUUGCGGCUACUCUAUCCCUGAAAUUCCUCAAUCCCUAUGGCACAGGUAAGGUUGUUCUCUUUGAAGUGAGGUAUCUCACAGAUUGGGAAUUUUUUGAACUCUUCAUCUUCAUCUUCCUCGGCAUACUUGGCGGUGCAGCUGGUGCGCUAUUCAUCAAAGCCUCCAAUUUAUGGGCACGCUCAUUCCGUCGGAUCCCGAUAAUCAAGCGCUGGCCAAUGCUAGAAGUCUUUCUUGUUGCACUUGUAACCGGUUUGAUCAGCUUUUGGAAUCGAUAUACCAAAAUGCCCGUCACGGAGCUUUUGCUAGAGAUCACCAGCCCAUGUGAAAAUAUUUCUAAAGACGGUACCGGAUUAUGUCCUAUUGAGGAGGACAUAUUGCAAACCAUCCAGUAUCUCUUGGUUGCGUUCAUAAUCAAGAGCUUUUUGACGGUUGUCACGUUUGGCAUCAAAGUACCAGCUGGUAUCUACGUUCCAUCCAUGGUGGUUGGUGGUCUGAUGGGCCGAAUCGUCGGACAUGUCGUUCAAUUCUGGGUUGCGAAGCACCCGACCUUUUUCUUGUUCAACUCUUGUCCCGCCGUCCGUGGAUUAGAAUCAUGUGUGACUCCGGGCGUCUAUGCCCUGGUUGCUGCAGGUGCCACCAUGUGUGGAGUGACUCGACUCUCAGUGACAUUGCCUGUCAUCCUCUUCGAAUUAACGGGAAGUCUAGACCAUGUGCUUCCGUUUUCUCUCGCAGUCCUUUGCGCCAAAUGGACGGCAGAUGCGAUAGAGCCACGCUCCAUCUAUGACCUCCUGACCGACAUGAACGCCUAUCCUUUCCUCGACAGCAAACUUCAGCCCCUGAGCGAUGCCGAGCUGGGUGAUAUUGUCCGACCUGUGCGCAAAGACCGCAUGAUCGAUAUCUCAAACUCGCCCUUCGUUGCCGCAACGGAACUUCGUUUGAAGCUCGAACAUCUCUUAAUGGCCGGUGAGCUGGAUGGCGGCCUGCCAAUUCUUCGGGAUGGUGUCUUGGCAGGAUUAAUUCCAGCUCCAGACCUGGAAUUCGCACUUGACACCCUUGAAGACGAAGAAAACACACUUUGUCUGAUGGCAAUGGAUGCUUCCAUCGCUGUCUAUGAUAGCGACAACGAAGAUACUCUGCAGGAAGAUUUCACGCGGUACAUAGAUCCUGCCCCAGUUUCCCUCGAUGUGCAUUCUCCUAUCGAUUUGGUAUACCAGUGCUUUGCCAAGCUGGGCCUGCGAUAUCUAUGUGUGCUUCAGAAUGGCCACUAUGCCGGCCUUGUGCACAAAAAGGCAUUUGUGAAAUUCAUGAAGGAGAAUGAGUAG
Penicillium pulvis is the source of this 2664-nucleotide messenger RNA. RefSeq names its product putative voltage-gated chloride channel (ClcA). Gene Ontology annotation, cellular component: early endosome; membrane; Golgi apparatus. Gene Ontology annotation, molecular function: voltage-gated chloride channel activity. The transcript is spliced from 4 exons. The record is from RefSeq and is a predicted model, not a curated record. Lineage: Eukaryota; Fungi; Ascomycota; Eurotiomycetes; Eurotiales; Aspergillaceae. Bases 1 to 2664 code for a protein of 887 amino acids. Gene Ontology annotation, biological process: chloride transport; transmembrane transport.